AUGAAAGUGCAGCAUUUGUUAAUUGUUUGUGCUCUUUUUGGUACGGCUUUGGCCAAUGAUACGCCUAAAGUGAAGAUUGGAGAAAAACGAGUUGAAAACUGCACGAAGAAAGCAAAGAGCGGCGACCUUAUUCACGUGCACUAUAAGGGUUCUUUGCAAGAUGGCACUGAGUUCGACAGUAGUUAUGGCCGCGGCAAGCCCUUCUCGUUUAGCUUGGGCGCCCGCCAAGUCAUCAAAGGCUGGGACCAAGGACUUCUAGGAAUGUGUGAAGGUGAGCGUCGAACACUGACAAUUCCGCCGGAGCUUGGGUAUGGAGCAAGUGGAGCGGGAGGUGGCAAGAUUCCUCCAAAUGCGGUGCUUGUUUUCGAUGUGGAAAUGGUGAAGAUUGAAGCACGCGGAGCCGAAGAGUUAUAA
Messenger RNA from Drosophila sulfurigaster albostrigata, 414 nucleotides. RefSeq names its product peptidyl-prolyl cis-trans isomerase FKBP2-like. Gene Ontology annotation, molecular function: peptidyl-prolyl cis-trans isomerase activity. Gene Ontology annotation, biological process: protein peptidyl-prolyl isomerization. NCBI's taxonomy places the organism in Eukaryota, Metazoa, Arthropoda, Insecta, Diptera, Drosophilidae. The record is from RefSeq and is a predicted model, not a curated record.